AUGGACUCCAAAUCCUUGAGGCUCAUAGCCCACCAAUCGUUUUUCUCCGCCGUCCGAUCCGACGAUCUCGAGGCCCUGAAGAAACUGGUCGAGAAUGAAGGGUCGGAUCCGUCUUUUCUGAUGGCCCUUCAGAAUGAGGCGAAGGCGACUGCACUGUACAUAGCCGCCGAGAAUAAUUUCCUUGGGGUUUUCAUGUAUCUGCUCGGUUUCUGCGAUUUGGAUGUUGCGAUGAUGAGGGCUAAAUCGGAUAUGGACGCAUUGCAGGUGACCGCGUACAAGGGACACCUCGAUAUUGUGAAGGAACUUCUGAAGAAGUGGCCUGAGCUGUGUAGAGUGUGCAACUCGUCAAAAACGAGCCCUCUUUAUUCAGCUGCCUCUCAAAACCAUCUACAAGUCGUGAAUGCCAUAUUGGAUGUGGAUGUGAGCACGGCAAGAAUCGUGAGGAAGAAUGGAAAAACUGCGCUGCACACAACUGCAAGAUACGGGCAACUGGAUAUGGUUAAAACCCUUAUAGGGAGAGAUCCGGGGAUUGUAGCCAUCAAGGACAAGAAAGGGCAAACGGCCUUGCAUAUGGCUGUGAAAGGUCAGGACAGUUGCGUGGUAGAGGAACUACUGGAAGCUGACCAUUCGAUAUUGAACGAACGUGACAAGAAAGGGAAUACUGCAUUGCAUAUAGCCACACGAAAAAGCCGUUCUCAGAUAGUCACGCUUCUGCUCACAUACCGCUCAGUUGACAUCAACGCUAUGAAUGCCCAGCGCGAGACCGCGCUCGACAUAGCUGACCGGCUCCCGUUCGGGCCCCACGCCCUCGAGAUUUCCGAGUCUCUAUCCGAGGCGGGCGGCAAGCACGGCGCCAGCCUGUUGAGUAGCGGCGGUCAGCCGCUCGACUCGGCGGAGCUGAAGCGCACGGUGAGCGACAUUCGGCACGAGGUCCAGUCCCAGGUGAUUCAGAAUGAAAAGACCCAGAGACGCGUGUCGGGCAUUGCAAAGGAGCUGCGCAAGAUCCACCGAGAGGCCGUCCAAAACACCAUAAACUCGGUCACGGUUGUUGCAGUCCUCGUUGCCUCCAUUGCCUUCAUCGCCCUCUUCAACCUGCCAGGGCUGUACAAAACGAAUGGGCCUGAGACGGGCCAGGCCAUGAUAGCCCACAAGACGGCCUUCCGUGUCUUCUGCCUCUUGGACUCGACAGCACUUUUUAUAUCGCUGUCGGUCGUGGUUGUACAGAUCACGCUGGUGGCGUGGGACACGCGCGCCCAGAAGCGGGUGGUGUCAGUUGUGAACAAGAUGAUGUGGGCUGCGUGUGUGAGCACGUGCGGAGCAUUUUUGUCCAUCUCGUUUGUGGUGGUGGGAAGGGAUGGGUCGUGGAUGGCUGAUACGGUAACGGGCCUGGGCGGGCCUAUCCUUGUUGGGACGCUGGCCAGUCUGUGUUACUUUGUGUUCAGGAAGCAUUUCGGGAGUGAUUCACAGAGGAGGAUCAGACGAGCGAGCGGGAGCAAGUCCUUUUCGUGGUCAUACUCUGCCAAUGUGUCGGAUUUGGAUGAUGACUUUAAUUCGGAUGAGAAGAUUUACGCCUUGUGA
Molecule: messenger RNA, 1578 nt
Organism: Striga hermonthica
Lineage: Eukaryota; Viridiplantae; Streptophyta; Magnoliopsida; Lamiales; Orobanchaceae
Source: the annotation of a GenBank genome assembly